AUGACGGAAAAGAGUGAUGAGAUGGAGAGUGAAGUGGAGCCGCACGAGCUGCAGAGAUCACCGAGCACCUUAUCCAUCAACACCGGGUCCAAGCAGAUGUUGAGGUUAAAGCGUUCCUUGGCGUUUAUGCGCAGUAAGAGUGUGGAGAAUUUCUUCCAGCGCUCCUACAGCGACGCCCGUCUGCCUUCUGAUGUCAUCGAUGAUGCCCUGCCCCCAUCCCCGCCUCUGCUUCCAGGUUCACCGUUGCCCAGCGAGAGCCCCAAACCAUCUUUAAGCCCCUCCUUCCUGGUACAGCAAAAGCUCCGCCCUGCACAAACACACUGCUUCCUGGAUUACGUGUUCCGUCGACCAACCAGCUGUCAGCUCUGCAAACACGUCAUCGUGGGGAAUUCUAAACAGGGUCUGCGCUGCAGGACGUGUAAAAUCUCAGCUCAUCUCUGGUGCACUGCAGAACUCUCACAGCAACCAUGCCAAGGAAAAGUUGGAAUGUUCAAGAGAAACUUCAGCACGCCUUCAAUCAUCAGCGACCUGUCAGCAAGUAAAGAGGCUCAAACUACACCAGAGGCGAAGGUGCGAGUGGACCCAGUCUAUGCUACAUUACGCUAUGGGACGUCUUUGGCCCAGAUGAGCCGGUCUAGUUUCGGGAGUGUGUGUGAGUCUCCAACACGCAGCCUGGGUGAUGGAGGAGAUGAGAAGGACGAAGCUGAGACGGAGAUGGACGAACGGAUAAAUAAUGACACAGAGAGCGCAGAUGCCCCAAAUCCAGAGACCUCGAAAACUGAAGCAGAGGAAGUGAUAAAGGUUCCCAGAUUUCAUUCGAUCCACACAUACGUGGCUCUGUACAAGUUUCUGCCACAAGAGCAGAACGAUCUGGAGUUACGUCCGGGAGACCGAGUGCAGGUCACUGAUGACUCGAAUGAAGAGUGGUGGAAGGGGAAGAGUGGAGACAGGGUGGGUUUCUUUCCUGCUAAAUUUGUACAGAGAGUGCGUCCAGGUGAGAGUGUGUGGAGAGUCACACAGAAUGUCCAUGGCAACCGAAACAUGGGUCACAUGACUGUUAAAGAAGAUCAGAUCUGCGUGGGGAAAAAGGAGGACAGUGACGGAUAUGUGAAGCUGUUCAGCGGGAAGAAGCGAGGACUGGUGCCCACACACUCCCUGGAGGAAAUUUAACACACAUCACACACUCCGUACUGACCCAGUAAAUACUGAAUACUGGUUAAAACUACUGAAACCUGUAAAGCCACUGAAGCUCUGAGAUGAUGACGAGGAUA
Messenger RNA from Neoarius graeffei (lesser salmon catfish), 1271 nucleotides. RefSeq names its product SH3 and cysteine-rich domain-containing protein 2-like. Bases 1 to 1170 code for a protein of 389 amino acids. The record is from RefSeq and is a predicted model, not a curated record. NCBI's taxonomy places the organism in Eukaryota, Metazoa, Chordata, Actinopteri, Siluriformes, Ariidae. Gene Ontology annotation, molecular function: protein binding. The transcript is spliced from 11 exons. Gene Ontology annotation, cellular component: extrinsic component of cytoplasmic side of plasma membrane. Gene Ontology annotation, biological process: positive regulation of voltage-gated calcium channel activity; positive regulation of protein localization to plasma membrane; skeletal muscle contraction.